AUGUGGGAGGGUGUUUCGCCCAAUGUCAGCGACAGGACGCUGCUCACAAAGGACGCCGUCCGGCGUACAGUUUUACGAGAAGCACUUCCAGCCGUCGUCCCCUCGGGCAGCCUGCGCAGCUCACCAUCUAGGAACCCGACACGGCAACAGCAGCACCCCAGUCUCGGCUGGGCCAGAUGCCCAAACGUUGAGGAAGAGAUGGAAAUAUGUAGGCCUUUCCGGGAGGAAGCAUAUCGAUGCGAGAUGGCCCUCAAGACGUCGCAAUCGCAAUAUGGGUUAAGCAUUUUUCAAAGGGAUAAUCCCAAGAGUCCGAGCGGAGGCAUUUGAAUGCCAGGUCUACCUUGGGUCUACCAGCUUGCCCAGCGGUGGUCAUACGGAAGCGACCGAGAGGCUGGGUCGGCGCCCGGCGUUGCUUGUGCGCUCCUGCCUCGUCACCACCGACGCCACAAGUCUCCCCAAGUUAGGGUUCGGCGUGGAAUCUGCCUCUAAAUAGCCGAGCUCCCCCAAGCACUGCAGGCGGAAGGCGCGAGUGUUGCGGGAAGUAGCAUGUGUGUUUUUUCACUUGGUGAGGACGGGUCUGGCGAUUCGCAUUUGGAAAUCAUUCGCAGUUGGCAAACGUUUACAAACCCCGAUGGGGUUUUACUUGCUAGACAUGGAAUACUACCUGCACUCAGCGUUGCCUUGGGCGACACAUUCUUACCUUUGUGGCACUCGAUCAGCUUGUCACAGCCUGACCGAGUAUGGUUUUGUGGUGCUGGUUGUAAUCGGGGCGACGGGUGCAGGGCACGAUGGAGAUGAAAGCUCGACGACCUUGACAGCAUUCUAUCCUAGUACCAACUUUCU
Molecule: messenger RNA, 843 nt
Organism: Gaeumannomyces tritici R3-111a-1
Lineage: Eukaryota; Fungi; Ascomycota; Sordariomycetes; Magnaporthales; Magnaporthaceae
Exons: 2
Coding region: 1-327 (108 amino acids)
Source: RefSeq, a predicted model, not a curated record